AUGAACAGUGACGUAUUUGAAAAGUGGUUUUCAUCAGUAUUACGGCUUGUGGAACCCGGUUCGGUGAUCGUUAUAGACAAUGCGCCGUAUCACAGUCGCCGAGUAGAAAAAUUACCUACGUCUGCUUGGCAAAAAGCCGACAUAAUAGACUGGAUAAAAUCAAAAAACAUCCAGUUUGAUGAAAAUUUGCUAAAAGUACAAUUGCUUGAUAUUGUCCGGGUACAUAAAGACCGGUAUAUUAAAUAUGUUGUCGAUGAAAUGGCGCAUAAAUGUGGAGUUACUCUAUUGCGAUUACCUCCAUACCACUGUGAGCUAAAUCCGAUAGAACUUAUAUGGGCGCAGAUAAAAGGUGAAGUUGCGAGAAAAAAUACAACCUUCAAAUUAAAUGACGUUAAGCUGUUGUUAAGUGAAGCUAUUAAUGGCGUGACAGCAGAUGAUUGGAAGAAGUGUAUUGGGCACGUCAUUAAAGAAGAACAAAAAAUGUGGGAUUUGGAUACGCAAGCUGAAGUUAUGGUUGAACCUCUUAUUAUCACUCCUGGUUUCGAAAGUAGUGAUAGUGACGAUUCUUGGACCGCAUCAGAUAGCGAAUGA
This is a messenger RNA of Anthonomus grandis grandis, 591 nucleotides long. RefSeq lists its product as uncharacterized. The transcript has a single exon. Bases 1 to 591 code for a protein of 196 amino acids. Gene Ontology annotation, molecular function: nucleic acid binding. The record is from RefSeq and is a predicted model, not a curated record. Lineage: Eukaryota; Metazoa; Arthropoda; Insecta; Coleoptera; Curculionidae.